GGGGCGCGGGCUCGGCGGGGCCGCGGUCCCGGUGAACGAUGGUGGCGGGCGGCGGCGGCGGGCGACCAUGCAAUGGCGGUCGCUGGUGCUGGGGCUGCUGGUGCUGAGGCUGGGGCUGCACGCGCUGCUCUGGCUGGUGCCGGGGCUCUGCCUCCGCCCGCGCUUCGCCUUCCCGUUCGCGGCGCGCCGCGCGCCCUGCCUCGGGGCGCCCGCGGCCGCGCACUGGGGCUCGCUGCGCGGCGGCGGCGCGGCGGCGGCGGCGGCGGGCGGCGGCGAUGAGUACGAGGCGCGCUACAGCGGCGCCUUCCCGCCGCAGCUGCGGGCGCGGCUGCGCGACGCCGCCCGCCGCAUGUUCGCCUUCGGCUACGACAGCUACAUGCGGCACGCCUUCCCGCGGGACGAGCUCGACCCGCUGCACUGCCGCGGCCGCGGCCCCGACCGCCGCGACCCUUCAAAUCUGAAUAUCAAUGAUGUCCUAGGAAACUACUCACUAACACUGAUUGACGCACUGGAUACCCUAGCGGUAAUGGGAAAUUCCUCAGAAUUCCAGAAAGCGGUGAAAUUGGUGAUUGACACUGUUUCAUUUGACAAAGACUCAACAGUCCAAGUUUUUGAGGCAACAAUUAGGGUUUUGGGAAGCCUGCUUUCUGCCCACAUAAUAAUUACAGAUACCAAACAGCCUUUUGGUGAUAUGACCAUUAAGGAUUAUGAUAAUGAACUGUUGCAUAUGGCUCAUGACCUAGCAGUGAGACUACUUCCAGCUUUUGAGAACACCAAAACUGGAAUUCCUUAUCCUCGGGUCAAUCUGAAGAAGGGAGUACCUCCAAACAGCAAUAAUGAAACUUGUACUGCAGGAGCUGGCUCCUUACUGGUGGAGUUUGGUAUUCUCAGUAGACUGCUUGGCGAUUCCACGUUUGAGUGGGUAGCCAGGCGAGCUGUCAAAGCACUCUGGAAUCUCAGGAGCAAUAACACUGGACUGCUAGGAAAUGUUGUGAAUAUUCAAACUGGCCAUUGGGUUGGAAAGCAGAGUGGCUUGGGCGCAGGGUCAGAUUCGUUCUAUGAAUACCUUCUGAAGUCUUACAUUCUCUUUGGAGAAAGGGAAGACCUGGAGAUGUUCAGUGAUGCUUAUCGGAGCAUUCAGAACCACUUACGAAGAGGCCGAGAAGCUUGUAAUGAAGGUGAAGGUGACCCUCCUUUGUAUGUUAAUGUAAACAUGUUCACUGGACAGCUAAUGAACACGUGGAUUGACUCUCUGCAAGCCUUUUUUCCUGGACUGCAGGUGUUGAUAGGAGAUGUGGAAGAUGCUAUUUGUCUCCAUGCUUUUUAUUAUGCCAUAUGGAAACGAUACGGAGCUCUCCCAGAAAGAUACAACUGGCAAUUGCAAGCACCGGAUGUUCCCUUUUAUCCACUGAGGCCAGAGUUAGUGGAAUCCACAUAUCUUCUUUAUCAGGCCACAAAGAACCCAUUUUACCUUCAUGUAGGAAUGGAUAUUCUACAGAGCCUGGAAAAAUAUACGAAAGCAAAGUGUGGCUAUGCUACAUUACAUCAUGUUGUAGAGAAGACAAAAGAAGAUAGAAUGGAGAGCUUUUUUCUCAGUGAAACAUGUAAAUACUUGUACCUGUUGUUUGAUGAAGAGAAUCCAGUGCACAGAUCUGGAAAUAAAUAUAUGUUUACUACUGAGGGACAUAUUGUGUCUGUGGAUAAACGUUUUCGUGACUCUCUGUGGCAAGAUACCCUCCCUGGAGAAGAGGACAGCACAGAAAAAAUCAGAUCAAAUGAACUGAAGACAGUCAACUUCAGUUCUAAUUGUAACAGAGUCCCAGAUGAGAGAAGAUAUUUGCUGCCAUUGAAGAGUAACUACAUGAGACAGAUUGACCGAAUGGUGGGCUUGAUCUGAAUAGCUCUUCAGAAUAAUCUUGAUCAUAUGUCGGGAGGAGCAUGGGAUUUGGCUCUAGAUCUUCUUGUCGUCUGCAGCUACUCACCUGCUAUGCUGAGUCACUUCAGUAUCCCCCUGUGCUUACUAGUUUUCAAUUACGGACUUGAAGGGAGAUCUUGUUCUCUUAGGAGCUGUCUCCUGAACUAUGGUAACUCCACAUGUCACCUGUAUACAAUUUUCUUAUUAGAUGACUUCCUAUGAAAAAUGUUACUGCAAAUGAAGGCUGGAUAUACUUUUCACAAAAAGAGAAUUGGCACGUGCCAUUUAGCUACCUCUUUGUAGCUGCAUUGCAGAUGUCCCUUUAGAAAAGGGUCUGAUAUUUAAUUUGAAAUGAUCUUGGGAUUGGGGAAGGAAUGGGAAAGUGCAAUUUCUAACACCACGUUUAAUCAUUGAGUUAUUUUGACUAGCAAUACACAAUCUUAAGUACUACUCAGGUAGGAACCCGCUGGUAGUGGGUUUUGGCUGAAACAAAAAUGCUUUGUCUAGAAUAGUAUUUUGAAAAGAUAACUCCUGGUCAUGUAAGAAGUUAUCAGUAUAGUCAUGAGAUCCCUUGUGUACACAGUUGUAUAAAGCUACGCAGUCACAAGAGCUUGUAGCUACAGAAACCAUAAAGUAAUAAAUCAGGUGCCUUUUUUGUAAGGGGAUAGGGAGGGAAAAGGGGAAUGUACAAAGCCAUUCAGCUCUCUAAGCAGCUAACCUGGUAUAGCUUAGCUGAGCAGGUAUUCCAAAAGUUACUGUGUCAUGUAUCUAGUGCCUCAUCAGGAGAGAUACUGCUGAAGUGAAGAACCGUCUGAGAGUAGAUGAAGAACAAGCUAUUCCAUGUUUCUAAUAGCAUUAAUAUGUUAGUGCCUUAAGUUUGUCUUCAGUAGCAGGAAAACCUGAGCUUUCUUGGGGAGGGAUAAAUUAUUUUUGAUCAGUCGGUUGCAAAAUUCAGUGCAUCUGAAAGUAACUUGAGAGGCUUUUAUUUCUUUUUUUUUAAUAGGGGAAUACUGACUACUGUGCCCAUCCCAAAGAAUACUUCAGGGCUGGAUUUUUUUUCUCCAAGUCAGUGUAAUUAAAGUGGCUGUCUCCGCAUCCUUCUGGGGCGGGAAUUAAUAGGAAGUCUGAGGCUGCAAUGUGCUAACUUCCUUCUGUUGCAAGAUGCAGUUUUGUGUAUGUCAUUGUAACAGGGUCAUGCCUGUAGUUGCUAGUAGUGUUGACUGUAGUGCUAUCUUGUACCUGUAAAUUGUGCCUUUUGGUUCCAAUGAGGAACGAUGAAAAACUACUGUUUCUUUAGCCUACCAUAUCCAAGUGCAGCUUAAUACAUCUGAGGAAUAAUUGUAUGUGAACAUUCAGAAAGAAAGCAGUCGAUUUCAGGUUGGGUUAUUGCGAGAAUGAAAGCAAACUGAGACCAAACCGACUUACUCUAAGGAUAACUUUGUUUUUUCUUUUUUUCCCAGUUGGAUCCCUGUUGCUCUCAUGAUUAUUUUAUUAUUAUUAUUUUUUUUACUGCUGACUAUAGUUGAAGUAGCUGAACACUAUUGUUGUGUUUGUAACUUUUAAAUUAAGGCUAGAGUAGGGGAGCAAACGUGUUCUGCUGUAUUGUCACCAUACAGUAAAAUUCAUAAACUAUAUGUUGCAGCUCAGAACACUUCUAAUAAAUAUGAAGUUAGCGCUGAAUCCUUUAAUAUAUGGAUGCAUCUCAGGGACCUCUACAGGACCUUCUAUAAUAGUCGAAUAUUGUAUUCAGGCAAAAAAAAAUCCUGUCUUCCUAGUCUUGAUGAGUAUUUUUUAGGUGUUUUUUUUGGGGGGGGGGGGGAGGAGAAGGUGAUGAAGGCAAGGUUUUAAGAUUUCUCAAAACAUUGUGAUAGGAUCAGUUGCCUUUAUAGCUGAGGGCACAUCCCCUUUGGAAAUGGUUUUGCAAAGGCAUUACUAGAAUGUCUUACAAAUGAUCAAUUGCCUAUUUCAAAGCAAAGCAUAAGUUCAGAGUGUUAUGAUCCAAAGAGGUACUGGGAGUGAUGCAAGGUAUAGUUCCUUAACCCGUAAACUUUAACUGGGCAUGCUAGUACACUGCAGCUUGCAAACGUGUAAAGUAACAGAAGUGCAGAAGGAUGCACGAGGGAGUGCAUCUGCCUGACAGGGAGGCAGGAGACAAAACUGUCUGUUUUGAAAUGCUGCUGCUGGGCCAGAUCACUUACUAGUCAUGACUUUGAAGUGAGAAGUGCUCAGUAAUGUGAAAGCAAAAUACACAGCAUUCCAGAACUUGCCAUUUAAAAUCACAAUGUAGUGGAUGCCAAUACAAACAUUGCCCUAGGUGUGCUCGUGGCUGCAUCUGGCAAUGAUUUUUCCCCAACUCACGGUUUAGCUCUCUCAGAAUGUGCGUUAUAUAUCAUGCAAUUGCCUCUCAGUGUUUUGUGCCUUGCAAAAAAACCUGAGUCCUGGUAAGGGCUCCAGUGAAGUGUUAUGCACAGAAAUCUGUUUCAGAAUUUUCCUCAGAGAAUUACGUAAGCAUUAUGAAGUUGCGGCUGUUUUACUUGUUUUUCACUUCUUGUGUAUCACCAGCCCUGGAACGAAAGGUAACCGUAGAAUAGAGCAGUAGAGACGCGUAGUACAGCCUUUCCGCCCUUGGCGGCUUGCGCCGUUAGUUGCAGUGCCAAAUAGUAUGUGAUCGGCUUCUCCUUACAAACAGUAUUGGAAUUUGCGUUGCCAAGGUGAUCGGACAGCCAUCUUUCCACAGGAACGAUUUCGCCUGCUGGGACAGUGGUACUGACUAAGCGGUGAAAGGCUUUGUAUUCUUUAAGGAGCCAACUUCUCUUCCUCUUUGUUUUAAAAGUACUUUGAUGUAUUUUACUCUGUAAACACAGGGCAUAUGUUAUGCAAUAAAAUGGAAAUCUUUUUAAAAAUCAGUGCUAUCAAAGUGAAGUAAACAUUGCUGGAAUAACUUGCAGAAACACUUUUGUAUUUCUCAGUAUAAUGUGCAAUAUCACUUUUCUAACUAAAAAUGCAGUGUAUGCUUAAUUGUUGUUUUUAAACAAAGUAUUUAAUUGGGGAUGGGAAACUUGGAAAAGGACCAAAUGCUCUUUCAUGAAAUGUCCUAAAUUUUCAAAAUUCAGAGCUUAAAUUUUACAAAUUUACAUUAAAAUAGUAUAUUUAA
Molecule: messenger RNA, 5069 nt
Organism: Rhea pennata
Lineage: Eukaryota; Metazoa; Chordata; Aves; Rheiformes; Rheidae
Gene: EDEM1
Product: ER degradation enhancing alpha-mannosidase like protein 1
Exons: 12
Coding region: 68-1897 (609 amino acids)
Biological process (GO): carbohydrate metabolic process; mannose trimming involved in glycoprotein ERAD pathway; endoplasmic reticulum mannose trimming
Cellular component (GO): endoplasmic reticulum; membrane
Molecular function (GO): calcium ion binding; mannosyl-oligosaccharide 1,2-alpha-mannosidase activity
Source: RefSeq, a predicted model, not a curated record